Molecule: messenger RNA, 4048 nt
Organism: Drosophila montana
Lineage: Eukaryota; Metazoa; Arthropoda; Insecta; Diptera; Drosophilidae
Product: probable multidrug resistance-associated protein lethal(2)03659
Exons: 6
Coding region: 105-4031 (1308 amino acids)
Biological process (GO): transmembrane transport
Cellular component (GO): membrane
Molecular function (GO): ATP hydrolysis activity; ATP binding; ABC-type transporter activity
Source: RefSeq, a predicted model, not a curated record
AACAAACACACAAAAAUUAGUUAUAAGAGCUGGGGAAUGGGCGCUAUACGGCGCAUUUUUAAAUUGUCAGCCGUAGAUGGUAGUAAAAGAUCGUGAAUGGAGCUAUGAAUACGCAGGCAAACCAAAAACGCGAAACAAAUCCGUUUCUAGAGGCAAAUAUAUUUUCAAAGUGGUUUUUCGUAUGGAUGCGUCAUGUGUUCGGCAAAGGACGCCGAGAAGAACUAUCAGACAACGAGCUAUACGCCAAUCUGCCCACCUUCGACAGCGAGAAGCUGACGGAGGACUUGCAGCAGCCCUGGACACGUGAAUCGCAGCGCAGCAAAAGGCCAAGUGUGCUACAUCUGAUCUUCACAUUUUACGGCUGCCAAUUCGUACCAGUCUGUGUGAUCUACUCAACGUUGGAGAUCGUUAUACACGCCUUUCAGCCACUUUUUCUGGGCGGUUUGAUCUCUUACUUUGCCGAGGGACAAACCAGUAUCAGUAAGGAAAGCGCAUACAUGUACGCCAUGGGCAUUGUUCUGUGCUCGCUAGUGACUUCACUGGUGUUCCAUCCAUUUAUGUUCUAUGUAUUUGCCGUGGGCACACGUAUCCGAGUGGCCUUUGCUGGGCUUAUAUACCGAAAGUGUUUGCGGGCGGCAAUAAAUGGCCGAGAUGGACUGGGCGCGUUGGCCAUAUCAGUAAUGUCCAUCGAUUUGCCGCAGUUCGAUUUGACAUUUUAUUUCUUUCACGAUCUUUGGAAGGGCCCUGUGGAGGCGUGCAUCUUUGGAUACAUUAUGUACACACAGAUUGGCUGGACGGCUCUGAUAGGAAUCGCCUUUAUUGUUCUAUUGAUUCCGUUGCAGGCCUGGGCAGCCAAGGCGGCGGCUCGAUUUCGCACAAGAUCGGCGGCACAGCGAGAUCGACGUGUCAAGCUAAUGAACGAAAUUAUAGGCGCCAUGCAGGUGAUUAAAAUGUAUGCCUGGGAGCAAUCUUUUGCGAAGUUAAUAGCCACCGUGCGAAAGCUCGAGGUUAAAGAAAUACGCGGUUCCAUGAGCAUCUACGCAGCGCUGCAGUGCACCAAUAUGAUAUCGAAGGUGUCCCUAUUUCUCAGUCUCAUUGCUUACGUGUACACCGGAGACGUGGUCACCGCACAAAAGGUGUUUAUACUCUCGUCUUACUACAGUCUUUUGAAUGAUUCAUUGCUCCACUUUUGGCCAUUGGCCAUCACCACCUGGGCACAGACUGUGGUCAGCGCAAGGCGUGUAACGGAAUUUCUGCAGCAGGAGGAGUCACCCACGACGAGUAAAGACUGCUCCAGCUGUCGUGACAAUCCCAUAAUGCAACUCAACACAGACACUGCGGCAUCAGCCAAGCCACUUUCUGACGGUCGACUGCAUUGCGUGGAGAGCGAUGUGAAGUCUCUUCGUUUCAGCAAUGUCAGUGCGAGCUGGAACAUGCCAAACACUCGGCAAGCGCGCCGCGCGCAUAUUGAAGGCAUCAGCUUUGAGCUGCGAGCGACGCAAAUGGUGGGCAUUGUUGGAAACGUUGGCUCUGGAAAAAGUACCCUCUUGAAUGUUAUUUUGGGCGAAGUGGAGCUGAUGCAGGGCCGCGUAGAGCUGCACGGCAAGUUGAGCUAUGCACCGCAAGAGCCAUGGAUCUUUCAGGCCAGCAUUCGUGAUAAUAUACUCUUUGUGGAGCCAUACGAUGAGCAGCGUUACCGUGCCGUGGUGCAUGCUUGCCAGCUGGACUGUGACCUGGCGCUGCUGCCCAAUGGCGAUGCAACUGUUGUGGGUGAGCGGGGCAUCAGCUUAAGCGGCGGUCAAAAGGCGAGGAUUAGUCUGGCGCGUGCUGUAUACCGUCAGGCGGAUAUUUAUUUAUUUGAUGAUCCACUAGCUGCGGUAGACUCAAAAGUGGGUAAACUGCUAAUGGAGAAGUGCUUCAAUCGAUUUUUGGCCGACAAGCUGCGGAUAUUGGUGACUCAUCAUGUGCAGUUGCUGCAGCAAGUUGAUCAUUUAUUGCUGCUCGAAUCGGGCCGUCUAACACAUCAAGGCAGCUAUGCGCAGCUGCGGGAUGUUAUUGAAAAGCAUGCAGCACCAGACUUCGAUGCUAUUGAGGCUGAUAAGUUGCAGGUGAAGCGAGUGCUUAGCCAAGUAGACAGAAAUUCCAAGCUAUUCCCGGAUCCUGCAAAGGCUGUGGAUCAGCAGCCAAACAACGGCAACGCCUUCGCGGAGCGGCAGCAACAAGGCGCCGUUGGUUAUGACAUCUACAGGGACUAUUUCCGGGCUCUGGGCUCUCCGCUCUUGGUGUGUUUGGUGCUCGCGCUCUUUAUAAUCGCCCGAGUUUUGCAAGCGCUGGUGGACAUCUUCAUAUCUCGUUGGGCGACUUGGGAGGAGAAUCGAGAAUAUGAAACAUCCGAGCAAUUCGAAGAGACGCGCUCGCGUAUGGUCACUUGGUACUCGGUGCUCCUGGUGUGCACCCUGGCAUUAUAUUUGUUGCGCACUUUUGGAUUUUUUCUCCUAUGCCUGCGCAUUUCACUUCGACUACAUAAUCAACUCUUUGAUGGGAUAAUUCGUGCCCGCAUGUUCUUCUUCAACGCGAAUCCCUCGGGACGGGUGCUGAAUCGUUUUUCCAGCGACAUUGAGAAUGUGGAUGUGGCGCUGCCACAGGCCAUGAUGGACUCACUGCAGUUUUUUGUGGAUGUGGUCGCAGUAUUGGUUAUUGUGGCUAUUGCCAACUACUGGCUGCUGAUUCCAGCGGCCAUAAUGGCGGUUCUAAUGUACCUGUGCCGUUCCUUUUACAUAGGUGCCAGUCGCAGCCUCAAACGUAUUGAGAGCUUAACUCGUAGUCCAGUUUAUUCCCAUGCCAAUCAAACGUUUCAAGGCUUAACUACAAUUCGGGCCUUAGACGCUAUGCCACAGCUGGAGCGUACUUUUCAUGGACACCAGAAUACCAACUCCUCUGCGCUAUUUCUUUAUACGAGUGCCAAUCGCGCAUUUUCCUUUUGGACGGAUCUAAUUUGUGUAGUUUACAUACUGGCCGUUACAUUCAGUUUCCUGGUUAUCAAUCAGAGCUUCUACAGCGGCGAUGUGGGUCUGGCCAUCACCCAAUCCAUGACACUGGUGAUUAUGUGUCAGUGGGGUAUGCGUCAAACGGCAGAGCUGGAGAAUAAAAUGACCAGCGUUGAGCGUGUGCUGGAAUAUGCCAAUACGCCAUCCGAGCCACCACUGGAGACACCAAAAGCGGUGAAUCUUUCGGCUGAAUGGCCACAAAUGGGACAUUUGCGUUUCUGUGAGCUACGCAUGCGCUACGCACCGGAUGAUACCGAAAUCCUGAAAGGCUUGAGCUUUGAGACACAACCGAUGGAGAAGAUUGGAAUUGUGGGACGCACGGGUGCUGGAAAAUCCUCCAUAAUACAAGCCCUGUUUCGGCUGGCAGUCAACGAGGGACUCAUCGAAAUCGAUGGCCAAGACAUUGCCCAACUGGGCCUGCAUGAUCUGCGUAGUCGCAUUUCAAUUAUACCACAGGAAUCUGUACUGUUUUCUGGCACUUUGCGCUUCAAUCUCGAUCCGUUUGGCGAAAAGAGCGACGAGCAGCUUUGGGGCGCUCUUGAUGAUGUAAAGCUUAAAAAAUACGUUACGAGUUUGGAGGGCGGCCUCUCCUGCCACAUGCAAGAUGGCGGCUCAAAUUUCAGCAUGGGCCAAAGGCAAUUGGUUUGCUUAGCGCGGGCCAUACUCCGUAAUAAUCGAAUACUCAUUAUGGACGAGGCUACAGCGAAUGUAGAUGCCGACACCGACAAACUAAUACAGGAGACAAUACAUACCAAGUUUUCGCAGUGCACAGUGUUAACCAUUGCACACCGCCUUCACACAGUCAUGGACAAUGACAGCGUCCUCGUUAUAGAUGCAGGAAAGAUAGUCGAAUUCGGACCACCGCAUAAACUGCUGCAGCGCGAGGAUAGUGCGCUCUUUAAGCUUGUUAACCAAAACGACAAGGCCACAGUUAAACAUCUUAAGAAAAUAGCUGAAGAUAGUUACACGCGUAAGAACCAAUAAACCGAAAUCAAUUUUAA